This is a messenger RNA of Drosophila eugracilis, 676 nucleotides long. Its product is annotated as ran GTPase-activating protein 1. Lineage: Eukaryota; Metazoa; Arthropoda; Insecta; Diptera; Drosophilidae. The coding region runs from base 100 to 543 and encodes 147 amino acids. The record is from RefSeq and is a predicted model, not a curated record. The transcript has a single exon.
AGUUGAAUAAUUUCCCUUUGAAGUUAAGAUCAAAGUCUGGAACGUCAAAAAUUUUAUUUUUUCGAUAAAUUCAUUUUUGUUUUUUAAAUAAAAUUAAAGAUGAGUAAUAGAAAGUCAAAAUUGGUACAAUCGCUGGAGGAGUCUGUGUCCCCUAUCCAUCAUGAGGAUGUCGUUCGCUUCAUUGCCGAACAGGUCCGUCAGCCAAUGAUCAGUCCAAUUGAACUGAAUCUGGAUUAUAAACAGGAUCUGAGCAUUCUCCACCUUGAGGAUGCCUUUAAGUUUAGGGAUUCCAUGAAGAACUUUCAUAUAUCGCCUACUGCUGAGUCCCUAGAUGAAGUAAUGCCAGUAAAGGAUGAAGAUCUUGGUGACAUGCUGGAAGCUCUAACCGAUGUUCUUCUCGAGGACGAUGACGAGGGCGAAGAUGAAGAGGAGGAUGACGACGACGAGGAAGAUAAUGAAGAUGCUGAAGAUGGCGAUAGGAAGACUAGUGCCAGUUCAGGCAAUGAUCAGAUCAUAUACGAUAACAAUCUUGGAUUCUAUUAAUUUAAUUUAAUUUAAAACAAACGUAAAAUAUGUACUACAAUUGGAUAAUUUAAAUUUAUAACUGAUUUGAUUUGAAUACAUUAAAUUUUGGCCAACCUCGAAAGGGUCUGUUGACCUCGAAAUUCCAUUGCAA